AUGAUGCGUGGUGGAGAUGAACGGCUGGCAGCUUUCCAGAAGUAUGUGCUGGCGGAAGGAGACCCAUUGGCAGUGGAGACCGUGCUGCGGUUUCGCAAGAUGCAGGAAGUCUCUGACACGGACAGAGGUCACUACAUCGUGUGGGACGCGGUGGUGUCGAAGCACAGCGGCGACACCUGCGCAGCAGGGCGAUUUGCGCAAAAGCGGCGGGGCGAGGCCAAUGGCACCAGCACCUGCAGGAACACUGGUGCCGAAACGUUCCUCUGGUACUCUGAGCAGGAGCGUCAGGUGGUCACGAAAAGGAUCGAUGAAGUAGCGGCAGAGUUGGGUGCUGACCCAGGUACGGCCAUGGCACUGAUGGGCCACUUCGGGGCGAACGCUGUGGCAAGUCAGAGCGCGGGUGCACCCUUGCGUGUUUUGGACCCACCAGGCAGCACUCCAUCCCCAAAGCCGAAGGCAGAAGCAAAGAAGAAGCAGCGUAAGGAGAAGCAAGCUGGCUCGGAGAUGGAACUCCACUUGCCUGAGAAUGGAGAGCUGGCCUUGUUCAUCCCGGCCUGGAUCCAGAGUGCAACCGCUGCGCAAGGGCAAUGUGCUCAGCUAGUGGCACAGCUGCUUGGCUUUUGA
Messenger RNA from Effrenium voratum, 624 nucleotides. The record is from the annotation of a GenBank genome assembly. NCBI's taxonomy places the organism in Eukaryota, Dinophyceae, Suessiales, Symbiodiniaceae.